Molecule: messenger RNA, 7257 nt
Organism: Tigriopus californicus
Lineage: Eukaryota; Metazoa; Arthropoda; Copepoda; Harpacticoida; Harpacticidae
Gene: ck
Product: myosin-VIIa-like
Exons: 24
Coding region: 429-6977 (2182 amino acids)
Cellular component (GO): myosin complex; cytoskeleton
Molecular function (GO): cytoskeletal motor activity; protein binding; ATP binding
Source: RefSeq, a predicted model, not a curated record
CGAUGCUUUUCAAGGCAAUUGUUUAAGCAUCCUCACGCAUAUUCAAAAGAUAGCAAGUGCAUUACUGUCAAUGACAACUCUAUAGAUGGAGCUUUUAACUCGACAUUCCUGAACAAGAUCACUUAUCGGCUCUUCUACAAGUUAAAGCUUGGAAGGCUGACAAAUUAUAUUGCAUUAACUUGAACUCGUUAUCGGCCACCUUAUCUCCUCUCACCCGAGCCUAGCAAACGUCAUAAUUUCUGGCCAAGUGAUUGAAGAAUGUAAUCGUUCUGUCUCUUUCGACGACAAGGGGGAUGAAACAGUUUUCCCAUUUCGAACUAGGUUUCUGAUUCUCCCACAAUCACACGCCACUUCAGUGCACACCACCUUGUCCAGAUUGUUGGCUUUGGUCUCCUCGCCUUGGGAGACCGUUCAGCCAACCAAGCAAGAUGGGCAAAGACAAUUCUGAGAAACAAGUGCUCAUUGUCGGUGACUACAUUUGGAUCGAGCCCGUGUCCAGACGUGAGUUCGAUGUGGCCAUUGGAGCUCGGGUGAUAUCAGCGGAAGGCCGUAAAAUUCAGGUGGUCGACGACGACGGCAACGAAUUAUGGCUGACUCCCGAAAGGCGAAUCAAAGCCAUGCACCCCACGUCGGUGCAGGGGGUCGAGGAUAUGAUCAGUUUAGGCGACCUUCACGAGGCUGGCAUCCUCAGAAAUUUGCUCAUUCGCUACAACGAAAACCUCAUCUACACCUACACGGGCUCAAUUUUGGUGGCCGUGAACCCUUACCAGAUCCUACCUAUCUACACUGCAGAGCAAAUCAAAUUGUACAAAGAGAAGAAAAUUGGAGAGCUUCCUCCUCACAUCUUUGCUAUUGGAGAUAACAGUUACUCAUUGAUGCGUCGGACGAAACAAAAUCAAUGUAUCGUCAUCAGUGGUGAAUCCGGAGCGGGCAAAACGGAGAGCACCAAGCUGAUCCUUCAGUAUUUAGCCGCUAUUAGUGGAAAGCACUCGUGGAUCGAACAACAGAUCCUGGAGGCCAAUCCCAUUUUGGAAGCAUUUGGUAACGCCAAAACCAUUCGCAAUGACAACUCAUCCCGAUUCGGGAAAUACAUCGACAUCAUCUUCAAUCGGAAUGGGGUGAUUGAGGGGGCCAAGAUAGAGCAAUAUCUCUUGGAAAAGUCCAGGAUUGUCAAUCAAAUGCCGGAGGAAAGGAACUACCACAUCUUCUAUUGCAUGCUAGCGGGUCUCUCCAAGGAGCACAAAGCCAAAUUGGAACUCAAGGAUGCCUCACACUACAAAUAUUUGACAGGAGGUGGAAGUACCGUGUGUGAUGGUCGAGAUGACGCAGCCGAAUUUGCCGACAUUCGAUCCGCCAUGAAGGUUCUAAUGAUGACCGAUCAAGAGAUCUGGGAUAUUCUCAAGAUCUUAGCAGCCCUUUUGCACAUGGGCAACAUCAAGUACAAGGGCAAAGUUGUGGACAAUCUUGACGCCACCGACAUCCCGGAUCAAUCCAAUGUUGAACGCGUUGCCGCCAUCCUGGGUCUGGACAAGCAAGCUCUAAUCGAUGCCUUGACUUCGAGGACCAUCUUCGCUCAAGGAGAGACCGUGGUUUCCACUUUGAAUAUGCAUCAAUCCAAAGACGUUCGGGACGCAUUUUCCAAGGGGAUUUACGGGCGGCUCUUUAUUCACAUAGUGCGAAAAAUCAACACCGCCGUGUUCAAGCCGGACUUGAAAGAUUCCAAUGAACGAUGCAGUAUCGGAGUACUCGACAUCUUUGGAUUCGAAAACUUUGAAUCCAACUCCUUUGAGCAAUUCUGCAUCAACUUUGCCAAUGAGAACCUCCAGCAAUUCUUUGUGCAGCACAUUUUCAAACUGGAACAAGAGGAGUAUAACUUGGAGGCCAUCAAUUGGCAUCACAUCGAGUUUGUGGAUAACCAAGAGGCCCUGGAUUUGAUUGCCAUCCGACCCUUGAACUUGAUGGCUCUCAUUGACGAAGAAAGCAAAUUCCCCAAGGGAAGCGAUCAAACUCUCUUGAAUAAACUUCAUCAACGUCACGGAACGAAUCGGAACUACUUGAAACCCAAAUCGGACAUCAACACUUCCUUUGGUUUGAAUCAUUUCGCAGGAGUGGUGUUCUAUGACACGAGAAGCUUCUUGGACAAGAACAGAGACACCUUCAGUGCAGAUCUUCUGCAGCUGAUCCAUGUGUCUAAAAACCGAUUCUUGCAACAAAUCUUUGCCGGUGAUUUGAGCAUGGGAUCCGAGACGAGAAAACGGGCCCCAACUUUAUCCUCGCAGUUCAAGAAGAGUUUGGAGAUGCUCAUGCACACUUUGGGUCAAUGCAACCCUUUCUUCGUGCGAUGUGUCAAGCCUAACGAAUUCAAGAAACCAAUGAUGUUUGAUCGGGAGUUGUGCUGCCGACAAUUGCGAUACUCGGGCAUGAUGGAAACUAUUCGGAUCCGUCGAGCUGGUUAUCCGAUUCGACACACCUUCAACGAGUUCGUGGACCGAUAUCGAUUUUUGAUAACAGGUUGCCCCCCGGCGCAUAAAUUGAGAGAUUGCCAAGGGGCCACGUCAAAAAUUUGCCAAGCCGUUCUGGGAAAAGCCGAUUAUCAAUUGGGACGGACGAAGGUGUUUCUAAAGGAUGCCCAGGAUUUGUUCCUGGAACAAGAGCGAGAUCGCGUGCUCACACGCAAGAUCCUCGUCCUCCAGCGUUGCAUUCGAGGCUGGUAUCACCGAAGACGGUUCUUGAAGAUGCGAGCCGCAGCCGUGGUCAUUCAGAAGAACUUCCGAGCUUACAACGGGAAGAAAAAGUAUCAUCAAAUGAGGACCGGAUACAUGAGACUCCAGGCCUUGAUCCGGUCCAGGGUCCUGUCCCACAAAUUCAAACAUCUUCGAGGGCAUAUCGUCCAAUUGCAAGCCAGAUGUCGCGGCUAUGUGGUCCGUAAGAACUUUGGGCGAAAAAUGUGGGCUGUGAUCAAAAUCCAGAGUCAUGUGCGAAAGAUGAUUGCACAGAAACAAUUUCGUAAACUUCGGGUCGAGUAUCGUGCACGAAAAGCCAAGGAGCAAGAGGCUCGCGAAUUGGAGAAGAAGUAUGGCAAGAAGAAGGCCAUUGAAAUCGCGGAAAAGCACUUCCAAGAGACCAUUGAUGACAUCAACAGGCGCGAGAAUGAAGAAGAGCGUUUUAAGGUGGAAAUGAUGAGAGUCAAUCGGGAAAAAAUGAAAUUCGCAGAAAUUCGCGCUGAUCAGCCCAUCGACGAUUCUGCCGUUGUUGAUGACAUGUUCGGAUUCCUGGAGGAUCAAAAGGAUUCUGUCAGUGAGUCACAAGCUCCAAGCGCCUUCCGAGAUUUGCCAGCUCCAAAGAGCAUCCAAAACAGUGAUAUUAUCAUGGGUGUACCCGUCACUCCCGAAGAUCAUGAGGACCUCUCAGAGUACAAGUUCCAAAAGUUCGCAGCUACUUAUUUUCAAGGGCAAUACUCCCAUCAAUAUGCCCGGAAGCCGCUAAAACACUCACUCCUUCCACUUCAAACCCAAGGAGAUCAAUUGGCUGCUUUGGCCUUGUGGAUCACUAUCUUGAGAUUCAUGGGUGAUCUCCCUGAACCGAAAUUUCACAUGUUGGAAAAUGACAACACGUCGGUCAUGACCAAAGUCACUGCCACCUUGGGCAGAAACUUCAUCAAAAGUAAAGAGUUCCAAGAGGCUCAAUUAAUGGGCAUGGACCCUCAAAACGGCACCUUGAACGGUGAUACUGCUGCCGUAAUCAAAGAGAAGCAACGAUCCAUCCGUCACAAACUCGUGUCCUUGACCCUCAAGAGGAAAAACAAGAUGGGGGAUGAGAUCAAGCGGAAGCUGCAGGAAGAGGAGUACACUGCGGAUUCGUAUAAUUCGUGGUUGGAGUCCAGACCCACUUCGAAUUUGGAGAAGCUUCACUUCAUCAUUGGUCACGGAAUUCUCCGGGCCGAGCUUCGGGAUGAGGUGUAUUGCCAGAUUUGCAAGCAGCUCACCAGUAAUCCCUCCAAAUCGUCCCAUGCCCGUGGAUGGAUUCUCCUGUCUCUUUGUGUGGGAUGUUUUGCCCCAUCAGAUAACUUUGUGAAACAUCUCCGAUCGUUUAUCCGAGACGGACCGCCAGGUUACGCACCAUACUGCGAGGAACGACUCAAGAGGACAUUCAACAAUGGCACCCGAAAUCAACCACCAUCUUGGUUGGAGCUUCAGGCCACAAAAUCCAAGAAACCUCUCAUGCUACCAAUCACGUUCAUGGACGGGACCACAAAAACUUUGUUGGCAGACUCAGCCACAACAGCCAGAGAACUGUGCAAUCAACUGAGUGACAAAAUCGGACUCAAGGACCAGUUUGGAUUCUCACUCUACAUCGCAUUAUUUGACAAGGUGUCUUCUUUGGGGAGUGGAGGGGACCAUGUGAUGGAUGCCAUUUCCCAAUGCGAGCAAUACGCCAAAGAACAGGGAGCUCAAGAACGAAACGCCCCCUGGCGGUUAUUCUUCCGCAAAGAGAUCUUCUCCCCUUGGCAUGAUCCAACAGAGGACCAAGUGGCCACCAACCUCAUUUAUCAACAGAAUGUGAGAGGAGUCAAAUUUGGCGAAUAUCGCUGUGAGAAGGAAGAGGACUUGGCCAUGAUCGCCGCCCAACAAUACUACAUCGAAUAUGGUGUUGAUUUGAACACGGAGCGCCUCUUCAGUCUCUUGCCCAAUUACAUCCCGGACUAUUGCCUGCAAAGAGAUAACGCUAUGGAAACUUGGCAUCAACUCAUCAUACAAGCUUACAAGAAGAGCUACUACAUCAAAGACAAGGUGCCAGUUUUGAAAGUGAAGGAGGACGUUGUGAGCUACGCCAAAUACAAGUGGCCUUUGCUUUUCUCCAGGUUUUACGAAGCUUUCCGAUACUCUGGACCAAAUUUGCCCAAGAACGAUGUGAUUAUCGCGGUGAAUUGGACGGGUGUGUAUGUGGUGGAUGACCAAGAGCAAGUUCUAUUGGAGCUCUCAUUCCCCGAGAUCACCAGUGUGUCCAGUCAAAAAAGCAGCAAGGCCUUCGCCCAAACCUUCACUUUGGUGACAGUGAGAAGUGAAGAGUUCACCUUCCAAAGUCCGAACGCGGAAGACAUCCGAGAUUUAGUUGUCUACUUCUUGGAGGGACUCAAGAAGCGAUCCAAGUUUGUGGUUGCUCUUCAGGAUUACAAAGCACCAGCCGAGGGCUCCUCAUUCCUGAAUCUUGUUCGAGGUGAUCUGAUCCUCUUGGACGAAGAGAAUUCGGGCGAGACCGUUCUUAACUCGGGUUGGUGCUCAGGCACCUGCGAACGAACCGGCGAUCAAGGAGAUUUCCCCGUGGAGACCGUGUACGUCCUACCAAGCAUGAACCGACCGCCAGACGAUAUUCUGGCUCUUUUCACCAUGGACCCAUCGGAACACAAUCGUCGCUUAUUCCCCGCCCAAAUGAACGGCAUCGAUCCCUUGGAGAAGCCCUAUACGCUGGAGGAAUACGCUGUAGAUCAUUUUCGACCUCCACCCAAGCGGACAAUCAGCAAGAGUUUGACCAUCAGUUCCGCCCGGAAAACUCGUGGAGACGAGUUGUGGCGCCACAGCCGCGAACCCAUCAAGCAGCCUCUGCUCAAGAAGCUCAUGAACAAGGACGAAAUCCGAGAAGAAGCCUGCAUGAUCUUCCACGCUAUGCUCAAAUACAUGGGCGAUUUGCCGUCUCGACGCACCCGAACCGGAAAUGAGCUCACCGAUCAAAUCUUUGAGGGACCUUUAAAACACGAGAUCCUCAGAGACGAGGUGUACUGCCAGAUCAUGAAGCAACUCACCGACAAUCGCAAUCGCUUGAGUGAAGAGAGAGGUUGGGAAUUGAUGUGGUUGGCCACGGGUUUGUUCGCCUGUUCACAAGCUCUCAUGAAAGAGUUGAGUCAGUUCCAAAGAACGAGAAGGCAUCCCAUUGCUGUGGACUCGAUUCAGAGGCUCCAAAAGACCCUGAGACACGGGCAAAGGAAGUACCCUCCCCACCAAGUGGAAGUGGAAGCUAUUCAACACAAGACCACUCAAAUCUUCCACAAAGUGUACUUCCCUGAUGACACGGACGAGGCCUUUGAAGUGGAUUCCUCGACCCGUGCCAAAGAUUUCUGUCAAAGCAUCGCCCAACGCCUCAAUCUGCGCUCGAGUGAAGGCUUCUCACUCUUCGUCAAAAUUGCCGACAAGGUGAUCUCGGUGCCUGAGGGCGAUUUCUUCUUCGAUUUCGUCCGACAUCUCACGGAUUGGAUCAAAAAGGCCAGACCCACCCGCGAUGGUUCCACCCCACAAUUCACAUACCAAGUGUUCUUCAUGAAGAAACUCUGGACCAAUACAGUUCCAGGCAAAGACCGGAACGCAGAUGUUAUUUUCCACUUCCACCAGGAGCUCCCAAAACUAUUAAGAGGCUACCAUAAAUGCACAAAAGAAGAGGGAUGUAUGCUAGCCGCACACAUUUACCGCGUGAAGUUCGCAGAAUCCAAGCAAGAGCUCCAGUCGAUUCCACAAAUGCUCCGGGAGCUCAUCCCAACCGAUUUGAUCAAGCAGAUGUCUGCUCAAGAUUGGAAGCGAGAAAUCGUAAAAUCCUACAAUCAAGACUCCGGGAUGAGUCCUGAGGACGCGAAGAUCGCCUUUUUGAAAAUUAUCUACCGGUGGCCUACAUUUGGAUCGGCCUUCUUUGAGGUCAAACAAACCACUGACCCAAAUUACCCAGAGCUCCUGUUAGUCGCUAUCAAUAAGCAGGGUGUGAGCUUGAUCCAUCCCCAGACCAAGGAUGUACUGGUAACCCAUCCUUUCACUCGCAUUUCCAAUUGGUCGUCGGGCAAUACCUAUUUCCACAUGACGAUUGGGAACUUGGUCAGGGGAUCGAAGUUGCUUUGUGAGACUUCAUUGGGCUAUAAAAUGGACGAUUUGCUGACCAGCUAUAUUUCCCUUAUGCUUACCAACAUGAACAAGCAAAAGUCCAUGAGAGUCAAGUAAAGUGUGUGUUAAUGAAGUAUUUUUUUUGGGACGAAUAUGUGACUAGUUGAGGAGAGAAACCAUCCUAUUUGGAAACCAAUGGUGCCUUUCCUGGAAAUUGUGCAAUGACAGAAACUAUAGAAAGAGGGGUUGCUUUAAGAAGCAAAAAAAAUCAGUUCCUUUGUGGACAAAAUUCAGUCUCCACCCAGCCUGACCCCUCCACAACCCCUUUUUCCUCUAAACUCAAUCGAAUUGUAAGUUACCGUGUUUCACUUCGAAUAAAUAAAAGACUAAAGUACGA